Oryza brachyantha (malo sina) is the source of this 1013-nucleotide messenger RNA. RefSeq names its product SKP1-like protein 11. Gene Ontology annotation, biological process: SCF-dependent proteasomal ubiquitin-dependent protein catabolic process. Gene Ontology annotation, molecular function: cullin family protein binding. The transcript has a single exon. The record is from RefSeq and is a predicted model, not a curated record. NCBI's taxonomy places the organism in Eukaryota, Viridiplantae, Streptophyta, Magnoliopsida, Poales, Poaceae. Gene Ontology annotation, cellular component: nucleus; cytoplasm. Bases 49 to 750 code for a protein of 233 amino acids.
GGCUCGAGCCACCGCGAGCACUAGACAGUUAGCGAAAGGAGAGAGUUGAUGGCGGCGGGGAACGGAGGGGCCGCGGGGGUGUCGGCGGCGGAGAAGAAGGUAGAGUGCGCGAUGGUGUCGGAGGCUGCGGAGAAGGUGGCGGCGGUGGACGAGGUGGUGUUGGAUGCGGCGGAGAAGCUGGAGCCGGAGGUGGUGGAGGAGGCGCCGGCGUUGGAGGUGGGGAAGCGGGAGGAGGAGGAGGAGGAGGAGAAGGAGAGCGGCAGGAUGAUCACGCUGAAGAGCUCGGAUGGCGAGCUGCUCGAUGUGACGGAGGCGUCGGCGAGGCAGUCCCAGAUCUUCACGCAAUUGAUCGAGUCCGGCAGCGCCGACCCGCACAUCCUGUUGCCCAUCGUCGACGCUGAGACCCUCAAGAAGGUGAUCGAGUACUGCGACAAGCACGCCACCGACGGCGACAACGAAGAGCUCGAGAACUGGGACGAGACGUUCAUCAACGAGCUGUACGAGGACAGGGAGCGCCUCUUCGAGGUCAUCAGGGCCUCCAACUACCUCUGCAUCGACGGACUCCUCAACCUCACCUGCGACAAGGUGGCCGACACGCUCAAGAGCAAGACCCUCCAGGAGAUCCGCGAGGCCUACAACAUUCACAACGAUCUCACCGAGGAGGAGGAGGAGGAGAUCCGCCGGGAGAACGCCUGGGCCUUCAAGGGUCAGAGCAAAGGAGUGAAACGCAUGCAAUCCCGUAAGCCGUAGUGUCUCGUCGUCGUCGUAAUGAUUUGUUGCCUCGUCGUUGUGUGCUGUGUUCUCUGGUCGAUCAGAGUGAGUUCGGCUGUGUCGUUGAUUGCUUUGAAUAGCUUAAUCGCUUGCAUGCACGAACUGCCCCAAAUUGUUUGCUGUGUCUGUUUGGCUUUGAUGCCGUUCGCCUCCCUAUCAAAUAUUUCGCUUAUGACUCAUCAGUUUGUUGGUGGGAUUCCAUCAUUCCAAUCCAAGAGAUCCGGUUGCAGAUUUGCAAUGUU